AUGAUGAAGACUAAGACGAGUAGGAGCUUACAGAAAUCUGGGAGAGAUAAUCAGGUCCAAGGAGAAGGGCCAAACUGGGUUCUUGUUGCUGGCGGGGUUUUGCUUAGCACGCUUUCAGUCAAGAUUGGGUGCAAAUUAAAGCAGUUGUUCGAUGGGAAGCAGCAAAAUAAUACUUCCAAAGCUAAAAGAAGGCCUGAAGCAUGUGAGCUGCACUCAGAUCUCUACCGGUUCAGUGACCAAACUGGCUGCUACUACUGUAUGUCAGGGCUUGCAAAUGGUGGACUGGAAGUCAAGCAAGCACCUGCAAGUCCUGUACCCAAAUCAGUUGAAUCCUCACUUCCACUUGUCAAGAUACCCACGCCAGAAUCAAGCAAAGAGAACAGCGGUGUUAUGUGGAUAUCCUCACCUGAUCGGCUUGAAGAUCCUCGAAGGCCAUUUCAGUACUCUAACAGUUCUGGCUCUCCCUGUGUUUCAGAAUCAGGAUCUGACAUUUAUAGCAAAAGAGAGGUCAUACAGAAGCUAAGACAGCACCUCAAGAAACGUGAUGAGAUGAUCAUGGAGAUGCAAACUCAGAUUGCUGAUCUUAAGAACUCUCUUAACAUUCAGGUGACACAGUCCACCAAUCUGCAGUCUCAAUUGGAUGCUGCCAAUUGUGAUCUGUUUGAAUCCGAACGAGAGAUUCAGCAUCUAAGGAAGAUUAUUGCAGAUCAUUGUGUCGCAGAAGCACUCUCUUUUGAGAAACCUUUGCAAGCUGGACAUUGGCAGUCAGAUGCCGCAAAUGGGCAUUCCAACGGCUAUGCUGAUGGUAGUGUUGAUGAUGCUGACCUGCAUUGUGUUAGCAUUGAGAAGAGGAAGGGAGAGGUAGAGAGGGUGGAGAUGCUCAAGAAAGGGGUUGUUGAACUGAAGGAAGUCAUCGAGGGAAAGGACUUUGUGCUUCAGAGCUACAAGGAACAGAAGGUGGAACUGUGCUCAAAGAUCAGGGAGCUGCAGGAAAAGCUCUCAGCACAAGUGCCAAACAUCUUGUAA
Miscanthus lutarioriparius is the source of this 1026-nucleotide messenger RNA. The record is from the annotation of a GenBank genome assembly. Lineage: Eukaryota; Viridiplantae; Streptophyta; Magnoliopsida; Poales; Poaceae.